CGCCAAACACGCACCACACACACCAGCUUUGCUUCUUCUUGCUCUCCCACACACGACGCACUCACUCCGCUCACACUCAUUGUUUCGCUUGCACCUGCCUACCUGCACACCAUUGAUCCAACAAGAACAGCGAACGCAGCAGACAGCGCACUCACCUUCGCAGCAACACCAGUCGAGUCGCAGUCGUUGUUCGCUGUUAACAAACGGUAGCAGCCACCAUUUGUGCUUGUUUACUUGAACUUCUUCGUCCGCUUCCUCUGCUCUGAACCGCGGUUCUUCACCCAUCCGAUACGAUACGAUGGGAUCAAGCGCUUCAACAAUGACGGCUGCUGCUGUGGCGGCGCAAGAGACAGUGGACCGGGCGUCCUCCCACACCACCACACCACAAGCAACAGCAGCAGCAGCAGCAGCUAGAACUGGCGAUCCAGCUGAAGACAUCGUCACGUGUGAUUUGGAUGACAUGACGCAGCCCCUCUCCCAUUACUACAUCUUCACGGCGUGGAACGCUUUUGUGGAUGCAAACGCUGUUAUCAAAGGCACGCCGAGCACGGCUGCGCUACGACGCGUCCUGCAGACCACAAACGCGCGUUGCAUCCACCUCGCUGUCCACGAUCGCCCUCCCGGCUGGCUCUCCUACAUGUCACCGCUCACCUCCAGCGAGCCCGUGGUGUUUCACGUCGCGCACGCCGCCAAGCCCAUCAGCCUUCGCGCCUGCGUGGCCGCGGUUCGGGAAUGCGCCUUCGAGCGCAGCAGCUACCCGCUCCUGCUCCUCAUUGACGACUACAGCUCCUACCGCAGCAUGAAGGCACAGGCACGCGUCCUGGAGGAAGAGCUGGGCGACCUUCUCUUUGUCCCCUCGGGCCCGGCCACCACGCUGCACACGCCGCAGGAACUCAUGCACAAGGUGGUCCUUGUGCACCGCGACAACGGGCUGGGCCGGCGGCGGUACCGCGGCCUGCCGCCCGAGCUGAAGCGCCUCGUCUACCUCGACUUCACCACAUUCAAGAGCUUGUACGGGAGCAGAUUUGCCGCCACCCACGCAGCCACAGAGUUCACGUACAAGCAGCUGGAGAAGCACACGCGCAACGGAGCAUCCAGCAUGAUGGAACAUGCGCACCGCCACCUCGUUCUCGCGCGCCCCGACGACAUUGGCGUUGGCGCACCCCACGCAUCUCCCAUCACCCUCAUGCACCAAGGCGUGCAGCUGGCGGCGUUGCACCUUCCGCACGCAGAUGAGAGCGUGUGGGCAACAACCGGUUACUUCCGCACCCACAAUGGCGGGGCAGGGUACGUGCUCAAGCCAGAGUGCCUGCGAACAGAAGUGAUUCGCUGUGACCUCUUUGGUGGCAGUGACCACGCCCUGCCGGCUGCCGCAGGCACCACUGGCGACACAGAUGCUGUAGCAACAGCUCGAGCAGCGACAGACACUGACAUGACGGAUAAAGCACCACCGCAGCACGUCACCAUCCAGGUGCAGGGCCUGGCCGUAUCAAGACGGCGCGUGCUCAAGCUGCUCGCUCGCCACCGCAAACAGCUGAAGCGCCAGCACCUCACGCUACAGCGUCAUGGCACUCUCCACCACGACAGACACAGCAACCACCACCACCACCACCACCACCACCACCACCACAAGCACCACAGUGAGCAGCAGCACAGCCACGAUAAACAGGCAGGCAAAGCCACCUUCGAUCGACAUUACCUGCGACCAUAUGUGCCAGUGCCAGCGACGUUCUUGCCGCCGCCACACGCCGCGCUGUUGACACGAAACGGACAAUGGAAGCACGCAACCUCAAAGUCUGAGCGUGAAGGCGGGCAUCAUGAACAGCAACAGCAGCAGCAGCACUACCAACAGCAGCAGCAGCAGCAGCAGCAGCAGCAGCGUCAAGGGGAAGGACAGCAGGACGACGGCAGCGGAGAACAUGACGCGCAUGUGUCAAAGCAUGCGCGAGGGGUCGAAGUUGCUGUGGAAGCUGUUGUGAUGGGCGCACCCUGUGAUCAAGCACGAACACGUGUGCUGCAACGCAUCGCGCUCAGCAACAACAGCAGUAGCAGCAACCGUGGGAGGGCGAAAAGCGGCACCGGCAGUGGUGAUGUGUUUCAGCUCAACGUGCCCGCAUUUCACUGCCAUGUCCGCUACCCUGAACUGGCCUGCCUUCUCCUUGUGGUGCGGGUGUCCCCUGCUUCCACACGAGCGACAGGGAAACCCUCACAUCAAAGCAAGCGCAAUACCGGAUCGCAGUCACAUGGGCGCCAACACCUCGGGGAUGAGCCGGAUGCAGGUACCGCACAGGCAGCAGCGGCCCAUGACGAUGUGAGCAGGUGGCCUGUGCUGGGCCAGACGGCGAUUGCCAUCACGGCGCUGACACGCGACUGCACGCGCCUGCUGCUGCGAACCGAACACGACCAGCCCCUGAAGCACUGCGCACUGACAGUGGAGGUUGGCAUCAACGAUGCUCAGCUCACCCCCAACAAGGCGGACAUCACCACCACGACAACAGCCAGCGUUGAUGUGUUCGAGCCAGUGGCUGCACGUUCGCCACACAACGCCGCCAUUCGUCGAGCAGAGGCCCUCAACCCCAGAUCGCACGCGCCACCAAAGCCGCAAGCAUCGCCACUGACACCAACAGCAGCACCAACAUCAACAGUACCACCAACAACAGCGACAGAGCCAACAGCAACAGCAACAGCGACAGCAAAAGAUGGGGCGAGGAAGACGCCUGCGCUGGUGCUUCGACCAUCUGUUGCGCGUUUGCUCACUCCUCCAUCCUCGCCAGCACAAACGAAGAAGUACACAGCAGCGACCACAGCGGCUACAGGAGGCAUGGAGACAACUGCACUCACAACAGCAUCAACAGCCUCAACAAAAGCCCCAGAGUUUUCACUGUUGGCAGAGCUGAAGCUUGAAACAGGCGGGGCCACCGUGAACCCUUUGGCUGAUGCAUUCUCGCUGGCGCCAGCCAACACCAACAAUUUUGCACACUCCACCCACAGCACCGGCAACAGCACCAGCAGCAGCAGCAACGCUCACGGCAGUGGCAUUGUUGGAUGUGAAGGCAGCUCUGGUGAUGAUCUCGAAGACGACGAUGAUUCCUGCGAUGAGAUUGGGGACGAGCAAGUGCAACCACUGGUGCCCCCUGCGAGAAAUAGCGGAGCAAACACCCCAGCCACAGUCAAUACGAGUGGUGGUCUCGGUUACUCUCUGCCUCCAUCACACCAGCAAUACGUGGGCGCAUCCAACUCACGGCCUAGCAUGUACAACCCUUCCAGUGCCGUGGCUGUUGCCGAUGCACAAUCAGCAACGCUGUCGUCACCAUCGUCAUCCUCAGAUGAGCCAUCUGCUUUCUUGACCACGUCAACCUCCAUUUCUCUCAAGAGUUCUCUCUCGCAAUCUGUUUCCUCGCACACUCAGCUCAAGCUAUCCUCGUGACUCUGCAUGCAUGUUUUGAGUGUUUGUUCGUGUUUUGUCCAUCAUGUGUGCGCACACAUACACGCGCGCCUGCAGUUGUUCGUUCGUUUGUUUGUGUUGCAUUUGUUUGUGGCUUGGGGUUGGACUGUGGAUGUGCUUUGAAUACAUUUUGGCAGUUGUACAUGAACAGACCCACCCGCGCCUCCUUUGCCCCAUGCUUGCAUUGCAGAAGAAGACAAAUUCACACGCAUGUUGCCAGCACUCUGCUGUCACGCCCUUGCUCAUUCACAGAAGUCUAUUAGCUUGACGGCACGAGACAACACACACACACACGUGAUCAAGUUCAAGAAGCAAAGACGCAAAGC
Molecule: messenger RNA, 3771 nt
Organism: Salpingoeca rosetta
Lineage: Eukaryota; Choanoflagellata; Craspedida; Salpingoecidae
Exons: 2
Coding region: 299-3427 (1042 amino acids)
Biological process (GO): phosphatidylinositol-mediated signaling; lipid metabolic process
Molecular function (GO): phosphatidylinositol-4,5-bisphosphate phospholipase C activity
Source: RefSeq, a predicted model, not a curated record